Messenger RNA from Clupea harengus (Atlantic herring), 765 nucleotides. It is a transcript of the gene tmsb1, whose product is annotated as thymosin beta 1. Gene Ontology annotation, biological process: actin filament organization; regulation of cell migration. Gene Ontology annotation, molecular function: actin monomer binding. NCBI's taxonomy places the organism in Eukaryota, Metazoa, Chordata, Actinopteri, Clupeiformes, Clupeidae. The record is from RefSeq and is a predicted model, not a curated record. Gene Ontology annotation, cellular component: cytoplasm.
CUCCAUGUUACCCGGGAAGAAGGGCGUGAUUUACUAUUUAAACCGGUCACAUCCCACACGGAUUACAUAGGUUCCCUAAACGCCUAGCCAUACAGGACUGAAACGAGGACACUCUCAGCCAAUUGCCAAAAUGAGUGACAACAACCCCGUCAAACAGGAGGUGCAGACCUUUGACAAGAAGUGUCUGAAGAAGACCAGUACAGCAGAGAAGAACAAUCUUCCAACCAAGGAAGACAUCGAGGCAGAGAAGAAGGCGGUGGCGGAGUCCAAAUGAACCAGUGAUGUCACCUCACCUGGACCAAUCCCCGUGUCCCCCCCUCCCACCUUCGUCUUCCUCUCCAGUUAACAGACUCCUGCUUGUCCAUCACGUCCGCUUCUUUGCUGUGUAUGCAUCUUUAAUCACUCGAGGCAGUUUCAUUUUGGUAGGAACCACAUGAUAACAUUCGGUGGGCUAGGCCCGGGUUCAGAAUAAGCCAUGUAUAAUGCAGCUAUAUGGUAGAAUACACAGACUCAUUUUUAUGUGAAUGAAUGCGUAUGUGUACAAAGAAAUUACAAAAUCAAACAGAUGUGGGAGUAGCCAAAUUUGUGAAUUGAGCCAAUUAAGCACAACCAUAGCACACCCUUCUGCCCUACCAGCUCGACCUGUUCUGCUUCCUUUCUGCAAGUCCUCUACCCCUGGUGCCAUUCUGAAUGAGUUGCUCUAUAAGUACCAUGUGAAAUGAUAUUUUUGUUUGAAUAAAAUAAUAAAGAAUGUUUUAAAAUGAA